Molecule: messenger RNA, 18005 nt
Organism: Oryzias melastigma (Indian medaka)
Lineage: Eukaryota; Metazoa; Chordata; Actinopteri; Beloniformes; Adrianichthyidae
Product: CUB and sushi domain-containing protein 1
Source: RefSeq, a predicted model, not a curated record
GCUGAUUGGCUGUGGCAACCCCUGAUGGGAUGUGCCAAAAGGUGAGGACCUUCCAUCAUGAGAAAAAUGUCACAGGAACAUGUUUAGAAACACGGAAAACAGGAUUUUCAUUGGAGUGGGCCUAAACUCGGAUCAUUUCAUUUUCAAAACCAUUUUUUUACUCCUUUAGGUAGCAACUAUUUUACUUCCCUACCUUUCCUGCAACUUUAUUCCUUUUUGUAAUCCUUGUUCUAUCCUGUACUUUAAAAAUGGGGUCAUCUGGGUAGCACACUGAACUUUUUUCUUUUUUUAUCUAUACUGGUGUCUGUGCAGACAUGAAAUCCUGUCCACUUUUGUCAUGGGAAGGAUCACACAUCAAUAGGAGAGAAAAAGGAGAUGGUUAAAUAUGGUUUUAACUGUCUCUUCUGUUUAAAUCCAGUCGUCUUUUAUUGUCUAAAGUCAUUUCUAUUCAUUUUUACUCUUCUGUCUCUCCCUUCAAAUACUUUUUUAGCUCCUUUUCCAGUUCUUUCCUCCUGUUUUACCCUUUCCUGUCUCAGCUCCACUUUUCUUUUCCCAAAUGUUCCCUUCCAUCUCAAACCUGUUUGUACCUUUUUUUUCUCUUUAUCCUCCAUCUCUUUAUAUUCACGUGCUCUCCUCAUUUCUCCUUCUUUUCUUCCCUUCUUCCGCUCUGUCUCACUUUUUCCUCUCCCUCCACCUCCCAGACUAACCUCUGCCUGUCUCUCUGCGCCUGCCUCCUCCACCCUCCCCACCUCCUCGUCCUCCUCCUCCAUCCCUCCAGUCUCAUUCGUUGCUUGCGCACCGUGCCGUGCGGACCUAUACCGACCAUCUCUCCACUCCUCCACCGACUCUCCUCCUCUCUCUUCCUCCCUCUUUUUUCUCUCUGCUCCGGUCCUCCACUCUCUGCUAUGACAGCUCACACCAGCGGCGUGUUGCCCGAUCUCAGACCGUCAACCCGUCACCGGUUGUCCUGUCCAAACAUCACCAUGGACAAGUGUGUGGCCAAUUCUCGUGAUUGAUCUCCUUUUUUCGUUUUUGGGGGCAUAAAAAACGACAGAAAAGGGAGGAGGGGGGGCUGCCGUCUUCUUUGAACCCCCCUCCGCUUCCUUCAACCAAGCAGAGCGGCAAGGUGGGGAGAGGGCUUCAGGAGAAGCCAGCUUGGAUUAAUCUGAGAGCAUGAUGCCGGAUUUGGGAGCACCGGAGAUGCUGCUGCUGAUGAUCAGGAGGACGAGGGCGAAGAAAACGGGAGGACCGAGAUGCGACCUCCCCCUUCUCCUCCUGCUGGGGCUCCUCAUCGGGGAUUUCUCCCCGUCCAAGGCUGAAUCCUGUGGGGGUGUAGUCCAAGGCCUCAACGGCACCAUAGAAUCUCCUGGUUUUCCCCAUGGCUAUCCCAACUAUGCCAACUGUACAUGGCUGAUAAUAACAGGGGAGAGGAAUCGAAUCCAGCUAACCUUCAUUACUUUGGCAUUGGAGGAAGAUUUCGAUAUAGUAUCAGUUUAUGAUGGACAGCCGUCGCCUGGCAACUUAAAAAUGAGGUUGUCAGGAUUCAUGCUGCCCUCCCCUUUAGUCAGUAGUGGAUCCAUAUUGGCCUUGUGGUUUACCACAGAUUUUGCUGUGAGUGCACAAGGCUUCAAAGCUGUGUAUGAAGUCCUGCCUAGUCAUACAUGUGGUACCCCCGGAGUCAUUCCAAAUGGAAUCAUUCAUGGCUCACGGUACAACAUCGGUGACAAGAUCCGAUACAGCUGUGAGUCCGGUUUUGUACUGGAGGGACACAGUAUCCUCACGUGUAUCGUGUCGUCUGGCAGUGGAGCGCAGUGGGACUUCCCAUCGCCGUUUUGUCGAGCGGAGGGAGCAUGUGGCGGGACGUUGCGAGGCACAGCGGGCUCAAUAUCCAGCCCUGGAUACCCCACAGAGUACGACAACAACCUGGACUGCACAUGGUCAAUCCUGGCUGAACCCGGGGACACCAUCGCCCUUGUUUUCAAUGAUUUCUUGUUAGAGGACAAAUAUGACUUCCUAGAAAUCAGCGGGACAGACGCACCAAGCAUAUGGCUGACGGGUACAACUCUGCCCUCACCAGUGAUUUCAAAUAAGAACUGGCUUCGGAUACACUUCACCUCAGACAGCAAUCACAGAAGAAAAGGAUUCAGCGCUCAGUAUCAAGUGAAAAAAGCAAUAGAGUUGAAGUCCAGAGGGGUAAAGAUGAUGCCCAGUAAAGACUCCAGUCACAAAAACGCCGUCUUAAGUCAAAGUGGCCUUGCUGGGGAUGUUUGUCCAGAUCCUGGAGUUCCAGAGAACGGGAAGAGAAUGGGCUCAUCUUUCCAAGUGGGCUCCAGCGUCCAGUUCAGUUGUGAUGACAGCUAUGUACUGCAUGGAUCUAAAAGCAUCACCUGUCAACGUGUCACUGACACACUGGCAGCCUGGAGUGACCACAGACCCAUCUGCAGAACUCGGACCUGUGGCAGUAACCUAAGGGGGCCCAAAGGAGUCAUAACGUCGCCGAACUACCCUGUUCAGUACGAAAACAAUGCACACUGUGUCUGGGUCAUCACGGCAAUGGACUCUGAGAAGGUUAUAAAACUGUCAUUUGAGGAGUUUGAUCUGGAGAGAGGAUACGACACACUGACUGUUGGAGAUGGGGGGAAGAUAGGAGAUACUCGAAGGGUUCUUUACGUACUCACUGGCUCCACUGUUCCUGAUCUCAUCGUGAGCUUGUCCAAUCAGAUGUGGCUCCACCUUCAAUCUGACGACACGAUUGGUUCUGCAGGCUUCAAAGCAAACUAUGAAGAGAUCGAACGGGGAGGCUGUGGUGACCCUGGGGUGCCAGCGUUUGGUCGUCGUAGUGGCGAUCACUUUCAACACGGCGACGUGUUGACGUUUUUUUGCCAGGCAGCCUUUGAACUUGUCGGUGAAAAAACCAUCACAUGCCAGCACAAUAACCAAUGGUCUGGCAAUAAACCCAGCUGUGUCUUUUCCUGUUUCUUCAACUUCACUGCUCCAUCAGGAACAAUUUUAUCUCCUAACUACCCAGAGGAGUAUGGCAAUAACUUGAAUUGCGUGUGGUUGAUCAUUUCUGAACCUGGGAGCCGCAUACAUCUCCUCUUCUCCGACUUUGAUCUGGAGCCACAGUUUGACUGGUUGGUGGUCAAAGAUGAAGGUUUGUCUGAAGCAACCACAUUUGGGACAUUCUCGGGAAAAGAUGUUCCUGCUCAGAUCGCCUCCAAUGGACACAUCAUGAGACUGGAAUUUCAGUCUGAUCAUUCCAACACUGGGAAAGGAUUUAACAUCAGCUAUACCACAUUUGGUCAGAAUGAAUGUCACGAUCCAGGCGUUCCCAUCAAUGGCCAAAGGUAUGGCGACCUGUUUCAGCUUGGCAGCUCAGUGGCUUUUCGCUGUGAUCAAGGAUUCAUAAGAACACAGGGGUCAGAUCAAGUCACUUGCAUCAUUCAAGAUGGAAAUGUUGUUUGGUCUGCUGCUGUACCUCGUUGCGAAGCUCCCUGUGGAGGCCAUCUCACAGCCCCCAGUGGUGUUGUGCUGUCUCCUGGUUGGCCCUCUUUUUAUAAAGACUCUCUGAGCUGCCAGUGGGUGAUUGAAGCACAAAAAGACCAAGCUGUGAAGAUACACUUUGACAAGUUCCAGACAGAAGUCAACUAUGACACACUGGAGAUCAGGGACGGGCCCUCAGCCUCGUCUCCCCUGAUCGGUGAAUACCAUGGCACCCAAGCACCUCAUUUCCUGAUCUCCACAUCCAACUUCCUGUUCCUGUUGUUCACUACAGACAACAGCCGCUCUGCUGUAGGCUUCAGCAUCAGAUAUGAAAGUGUGAAAAUGGAAUCAGACUCUUGUCUCGAUCCUGGCAUCCCAGUCAAUGGUCGUCGGCAUGGCAACAACUUUGCUAUUGGCUCCAGUGUCUCAUUUGCAUGUGACCCUGGAUACACACUAAGCGAUGAAGAGCCAAUUGUCUGUGAGCAGAAUCAUCAGUGGAGUCACGCUCUUCCCAGUUGUGACGCUCUUUGUGGAGGCUAUGUUUUUGGUAAAACUGGGACAAUUCUCUCUCCUGGCUUUCCUGACUUCUAUCCUAACUCUUUGAAUUGCACCUGGACGAUAGAAGUUUCUCAUGGCAAAGGAGUCCAUCUGGUGUUCCAUACAUUUCAUCUGGAGGAGAACCAUGACUACCUGUCUAUAACGGAGGAUGGCAAUUUUGUGGUUCCGGUUGGUCGACUUACUGGAUCCGUGCUGCCCCCGAGUGUGAAAGCUGGACUUUUUGGGAACUACAGCGUUCAGCUCCGAUUUAUAUCCGAUUUUUCAAUGAGCUAUGAAGGCUUUAAUAUUACUUUCUCAGAGUAUGAUUUGGAGCCGUGUGAGGAUCCAGGUGUGCCGGCAUUCAGCAGGAGGAUGGGGUUUAGCUUUGGAGUUGGAGAUUCGCUGGCCUUCUCUUGUUUCCACGGAUACAGACUUGAGGGAGACAGCAAAAUCACUUGUCUUGGAGGUGGCAGGCGAGUCUGGAGCAACACACUGCCGAGAUGUAUAGCUGAGUGUGGAACUACUGCACAAGGAUCAGAAGGCAUUCUCCUCUCUCCAAAUUUCCCCUCCAACUACGAUAAUAACCAUGAGUGCAUCUACAGCAUCACGACCGAAAAGGGCAAAGGAAUCCGCCUGAAAGCUGACAAUUUCUUACUGCAAGAUGGAGACUAUCUGAAGGUAUAUGAUGGAGAGAAUACCUCAUCUCGUCUCCUUGGCAACUUCACACGUGAUGGCAUGUUUGGUUACGUCAUCAACAGCACAUCCAAUCACCUGUGGCUGGAGUUUAACAGCAAUGCCUCUGGAACCAAUCAGGGCUUUCGCCUCACCUACACAAGUUUUGACCUGGUUCACUGCGAGGAGCCCGGGGUCCCUAAUUACGGCUACAAGAUCCAGGAUGACGGUCAUUAUGCCAACACUUUUGUGUUGUAUUCGUGCAACCCAGGAUACAGUCUCCAUGGCAGCAGUACACUGACCUGUCUUAGUGGGGACAGACGUGUCUGGGACAAGCCACUUCCUUCCUGUUUCGCCGAGUGUGGAGGUCACAUCAGUGGAGCCACGUCUGGACGGAUUCUGUCCCCGGGAUACCCUGCUCCAUAUGACAACAACCUGCACUGUACCUGGACUAUAGAAGCUGACAUUGGGAAGACUAUCAGNCUCCACUUUAUCGUCUUUGACACUGAGAUUGGCCAUGAUAUUCUGAAAGUUUGGGAUGGUCCAUCCGGGCUCUCAGACGGAGGGAUUCUGUUGAAAGAAUGGUCCGGUCCAUUUCUGCCAGAAGACAUCCACUCAACGUUCAACAUCCUCACCCUGCAAUUUGACUCUGAUUACUUCAUCAGCAAGCAAGGAUUUUCUAUUCAGUUUUCAACUACUACAGCAACAACCUGUAAUGACCCUGGCAUCCCUGUAAAUGGCUCUCGGUACGGGGACAGUAAGGAGCCUGGUGACAGUAUGACCUUCCAGUGUGACCCCGGCUAUCAGCUACAAGGACAAGGAACCAUUAGAUGCGUGCGGAUGGAUAACAGGUUCUACUGGCAACCUGACCCUCCAACAUGCAUGGCAACCUGCGGAGGCAACGUCAGUGGUCCUUCUGGUGUGAUUCUGUCUCCUAACUACCCUCAGCCUUACCCCCCAGGGAAAGAGUGUGACUGGAGAAUCAGAGUCAACCCUGACUUUGUCAUCGCCCUGAUUUUCAAAAGUUUUAACAUGGAACCAAGUUAUGACUUCCUGCACAUCUAUGAGGGUGAGGACUCCAACGGGCCUCUUCUAGCAAGUCUCCAAGGCAACCAGGCCCCCGAGCGCAUAGAAAGCAGCGGGAACAUCCUCUUUCUAGCGUUCAGAUCCGACGCCUCACUUGGAAUGUCUGGAUUUGCUAUUGAAUAUAGAGAAAAGCCAAGAGAAGCCUGUUUUGACCCAGGAAAUAUUAUGAAUGGUAGUCGAACAGGUUACGACUACAAACUAGGGUCUCGGGUCUCCUACACUUGUCACCAUGGUUACACCAUCGUGGGUGACGAUACAACCACUUGUAUCAUGGGGCCUGAUGGAAAGCCUGUUUGGGACAGAUCCCUGCCAUCGUGUAAAGCUCCCUGCGGAGGGCAUUACGGUGGAUCUGAGGGAGUGGUUUUAUCACCAAACUUUCCUUUCAACUAUACUACCAAACAGAUUUGCUCCUAUUAUAUCACCGUAUCACCACAGUUUGUGGUUUUCGGUCAGUUUGCUGUUUUCCAGACAGCAAUGAAUGACUCUGUGGAGCUGUUUGAUGGAGCCAAUGACAAUGCUCGAUUGCUCAGCUCCCUGGCUGGGUCACAUUCAGGAGAGACAUUGCCACUGGCAACUUCCAAUCAAAUCAUGCUGCGGUUCAAUGCCAAGAGUGGCCAGUCAGCUAGAGGCUUUCAUUUUGUGUACCAAGCUGUACCUCGGACCAGUGACAGUCAGUGCAGUUCUGUGCCAGAGCCAAGGUAUGGCAGACGGAUUGGCUCGGAGUUCUCAGCGGGCUCCAUUGUCCGUUUUGAGUGUAGUCCAGGAUAUCUGUUAAAGGGGUCCAGUGCCAUUCGAUGCCAGGCUGUACCUGGUGCCCUCGCACAAUGGAAUGCAACAGCACCAACAUGCAUAGUUCCUUGCAGUGGAAAUCUGACUGAGCGCCGUGGUACCAUACUAUCUCCUGGUUACCCUGAACCAUACCCAAACAGUCUUAACUGUCUGUGGAGGAUCCAUGUCAGUGAGGGCGCUGGAAUACAGAUUCAAGUAAUGACGUUUGCUACGGAGCACAACUGGGACUCCCUGGAGAUCUAUGAUGGAGGAGACAUGACAGCUCCAAAAUUAGGGUCAUUCUCUGGAACAACAGCUCCGGCACUUCUAAACUCAACAUCCAAUCAGCUCCUCCUGCACUUCCAGAGCGACAUCAGCGUGGUGGCAGCAGGCUUUCACCUUGAGUACAAGACUGUCGGCCUCACCACCUGUCCAGAACCAAUGAUUCCAGCCAAUGGGAUUAAAAUAGGAGACCGAUACAUGGUCAAUGAGGUGGUGGCUUUCAGCUGUGAACCUGGAUAUACUCUACAGGGACACUCUCACAUCUCCUGCAUGCCUGGGACUGUCCGCCGUUGGAACUACCCACCGCCCCUCUGCAUAGCUCGCUGUGGAGGAGUCCUAUCUGAAAUGAGUGGUGUUAUCCUUAGUCCGGGUUUCCCUGGCAACUACCCCGGCAAUCUGGACUGCACCUGGCAAAUUAGCCUGCCCACUGGAUAUGGUGCCCACAUUCAGUUCCUUAACUUUUCUUCAGAGGAUAACCAUGACUUUCUUGAAGUCAGGGCUGGGCCACAGCACAGCUCUGCUCUUAUUGGCCAGUUUACUGGCUCACAACUUCCACCUUCUUUGAUGAGCACCACCCACCUGACAACCAUCCACUUCUAUAGUGACCACUCCGAAAACAGGCCAGGCUUCAAACUGACUUAUCAAGCAUAUCAACUUCAAAACUGCCAGGAUCCCUCUCCCUUUCUCAAUGGAGACAUAGUCAACAGUGACUAUAGUGCUGGCCAAUCAAUAACUUUCCAGUGUUACCCUGGUUAUGUUUUGAUCGGGCACACUGUGCUAACAUGCCUGCAUGGAAAAAACCGCAAGUGGAAUCAUCCAUUUCCCCGGUGUGAAGCUCCUUGCGGCUAUAAUGUGACAGCUGAAAAUGGGACCAUCUAUUCACCUCAGUACCCCAAUGAAUACCCCAACUCCCAAGACUGCAUCUGGCUCAUCAGCGUUUCCCACGGACAUGGGGUUUACAUCAACUUUACUUUGUUACAGACGGAGCCCGUGACAGAUUACAUCGCAGUCUGGGAUGGCCCCGAUACGUCGAGUCCUCAGCUGGGAGUUUUCAGUGGCAACACAGCAUUGGAGUCAGCCUACAGCACAAGUCCUCAGGUCCUGAUCCGCUUUCACUCGGACUUUUCUACUGGAGGGUUCUUCAUUCUCAACUUCCAUGCUUACCGUUUGAAGAAAUGCCCUCCACCACCUGUUGUGGACAACACUGAAAUUAUCUAUGAAAAUGAAGACUUCCACAUAGGUGACAUUGUGAAGUAUCGCUGUUUACCUGGAUACACGCUGAUCGGAAAAUCCGAGCUUAUGUGCAAACUCAAUUCCUAUUUGCUCUUUGAAGCUCCACCCCCGAAGUGUCAAGCCCAAUGCCCAGCCAAUGAGGAGCGAUUUUCUUCAUCAGGAGUCAUUCUCAGCCCUGGAUUCCCAGGAAACUAUCCCAACAGUCAGACAUGCUCAUGGUUGCUGCGCAUGCUUCCAGGUUACACCAUCAAUAUUUAUGUGGAGAUGUUCCACAGUGAGAAACAGUUUGAUGAACUGGAGAUUUUUGAUGGAUCGUCUGGUCAAAACCCUUUGCUAGUGGCUCUAAGUGGUAACCACUCCUCCCAGCUGAACUUCACCUCUAAAACAAACCAGCUCUAUCUACGCUGGUCUACCGACCACGCCACCAAUAAGAAGGGAUUCAAGAUCCGCUACUCAGCUGCCUACUGUAGCAUCAACGAUUCCCCAUUGAAUGGGGGUGUGGUCAACCGCACCAAACUUACUCCAGGUAGCAGAAUACAAUACUUCUGCAACCGUGGUUACUACCUGGUGGGCUUAAGCAAUGCCACCUGCAGGCUUGAUUCCAAUGGACUUUACAAGUGGGAUUCACCACCACCCUUCUGUCAAGCCAUCUCAUGCGGGAUUCCUCUGUCACCGGGCAACGGCAGUUUCCAUGCCACCCAAUACACCGUUGGUAGCCAAGUCACCUACCACUGCAGCCAGGGUUACCACCUUGAUCCUGCUGUACUGAUGACAGCUGUGUGCUUAGAGGACGGGAGCUGGAGUAACUCGCUUUCCCCUCCCAGAUGCCUGCCGGUGCACUGUCCCAGCAUCGAAACUGCUUUGUCCGAUCACAUGACCUUCCGCCUGCUCCGUGGCAGACUCGGGGAGUUUGGUUCUAUGGUGAUGCUGGAAUGCUCAUCAGGUUAUUAUUUGGGUGGCGGGCAUCGGACUCUACACUGUCUCGCCAAUGGGACGUGGGAGGGGUUGGAUGACCCUGCUACUUGUAAGAUCAUUUCCUGUGGAGAACUGCCCUCCCCACCCUACGGAACCAAACUAGGGACACUGACCACGUUUGGAGCAACUGCAAUCUUUAUGUGUAACCAUGGUUACACGCUGGUGGGAUCACACGUCAGAGAAUGUGGAGCUGAUGGGCUGUGGAGCGGUGCAGAAACCAGAUGUCUAGCUGGGCAUUGUGAUUCAGCAGAUCCCACAGUCAAUGGCCACAUUAGUGGCGACGGCUCCAGCUACCGGGACACCGUGGUUUAUCAAUGCGUGCUGGGCUAUAGACUUAUUGGCACAUCAGUGAGAAUUUGCCAGCAAGACCACCGCUGGUCUGGAACAACACCUGUCUGUGUCCCUAUCACUUGUGGUCAUCCGGGUAACCCCCCCAACGGGCGGACCAAUGGCACGGAAUUCAACCUCAAUGAUGUAGUCAACUUCACCUGCAACAAAGGUUACAUCCUCAGUGGAAGUCCUCGGGCCCAGUGCCGACUCAACGGACAGUGGAGCAGUCCCCUCCCUGUCUGCAAAGUGGUGAACUGUUCCGACCCCGGUCAUGUGGAAAACGGGGUGCGCCAGUCAGGACUACUUUAUCCAGAGGUCUUCAGCUAUGGCGUAACUGUUUCAAUCCACUGCAAACGAGGUUUCUACCUUCUGGGUUCUGCGAUCCUCACAUGUCAACACGAUGGACUUUGGGACAGACCUAUCCCUCGCUGCUUAGCCAUUUCCUGCGGGGACCCCGGCGUGCCGCCGAAUGCAGUCGUGUUAGGAACCCGCAGUUGGACUUACGGCUCGGUCCUGCAAUACUCCUGUCUGCCCGGUGGACUGCUGGUGGGCAAUUCCACUCGUCACUGUCAGGAAGACGGCUCGUGGAGUGGAGUGCCACCCUAUUGCACUGGUGCCAGUGUCGGAAUAUGUGGAGACCCUGGGAUUCCUCCCCAUGGUACCCGUCUGGGAGGAGAAGAAUUCAAGACCAAAAGUCUUCUGCGUUUUAGCUGUGAGGCAGGAUACAGUUUGAUCGGCUCAGCAGAGAGAACCUGCCUCCACAAUAGCACCUGGAGUGGCACGCAGCCUGUGUGUCAAGCUGUAUCCUGCGGUAACCCUGGAACCCCAGCGCAUGGGAGAAUUGUCCUCAGUGAUGGCAUCACAUUUGGCAACUCGGUGGCUUACGCGUGCUGGGAGGGCUUCAAAACAUCCGGCCUUACCACGAGACACUGCACAACAAAUGGGACAUGGACGGGUCAGCCCCCAGACUGCACUGUCAUCAGUUGUGGAGACCCUGGACCCAUAGCCAACGGAAUCUACCUGGGAAAGGACUUUACCUUUAACCACACUGUGGUUUACCACUGCAACCCGGGUCACCUGAUGGAACCGUCUGGACCUGGAAGCAAUGUUAUACGCUGCAGCACAGAAGGAACUUGGAACCAAACAAAACCAAGUUGUAAAGUGAUCCAGUGUGGACCUCCACCUCAAGUGCUUUAUGGAAAAGUGGAAGGGAGUGAUGUUUCGUGGGGAUCCAGCGUCAGCUACAGCUGUUUUCAUGGUUAUCAGUUGUCCAUUUCUGCUGUUUUAACCUGUGAGGGGAACGGAACGUGGACGGGAGAAGUUCCCCAAUGUUUGCCUGUCCUGUGUGGAGAUCCUGGAUCUCCUGGAGGAGGAUUCAGAGAGGGAGACAUCUUUUCAUACCGGUCAGAGGUGAGGUUUUAUUGUCAUGCGCCCCACGUGCUGGUCGGCUCUGCCUCCAGGCUGUGUCAAGCAGAUGGGAUCUGGAGUGGAGAGCAACCAGCGUGCAUUGACCCAGCCUUCAACAGCUGUCGUGAUCCAGGAACUCCAGCCUAUGGCAUUCCAGUCAUGGCCCAGGGCUUUCAGGUUGGCAGCAAGAUUUCCUUUAAGUGCCGCAAGAGUUACCACAUACUUGGUUCAACAACAAGAACGUGCCUAGAAAACCUGACCUGGAGUGGAACUCAACCGGAGUGCGUGGCCCAUGCAUGCAGACAACCUGAGACCCCUAGUAAUGUAGACGUACGAUCCAUGGAUCUGCCUACUUUGGGGUAUACUUUGUUAUACACCUGUCAAGAGGGGUUUUAUCUGGCUGGGGGGUCAGAGCACAGGACCUGCAAAAGUGAUGGAAGAUGGUCAGGGAAGCCACCACUCUGUAAAGUUGGUGUGAAAAAAAAUCCCAUAGGAGGAGGAGAGUCUGAUGUCCAGAAGAACAAGAUCCGAGUUCCAGUGGACGUCUUCUCACCAAACUCUGAGUGGAGUGGCUUCUAUGAGUAUUUAGGGAAGAGACAAGCCACAACCUUUUCAGUUUCUGGGUUUAAUGCCACCAGCGGCAGGGUUAAUGUCACAUUGCUGGAAAGCAGCGGAGUUUCAAUCAGAUUAUCAGGUUACUGCAGAGUCAGACCAGAAGACUUUUGUUUACCAGGGACACAUUCACAGUAAUGACUUUGGGAAGUUCCGUCUGACAAGACAAGGCCCCGUAACCAUGGCAAUGGACCCAUCUAACCCGUAUACAAACAGCAGCUCUGUGGCGGCAGCCAUCCUAGUUCCUUUCUUUGCCCUCAUCCUCUCUGGAUUUGCAUUCUACCUCUACAAACACAGGACACGUCCAAAGGUCCAGUUUAACGGAUAUGUCGGCCAUGAGAGCUCCAAUGGCCAGGCGUCCUUUGAAAAUCCAAUGUAUGACACCAACAUGAAGCCCACGGAAGCUAAGGCAGUUCGAUUCGAUACCACACUGAACACAGUGUGUACUGUAGUGUAGUCCAGCGAAGCUACCACUGCCUUUAAAGUGGUUCGACCCAACCUCCAUGUUGUAGUCUGCAUUGUGGUGUUACCACGCAAAAAAGGAAAAGCAAACUCAAUAUUUUGACUUGUCACCAUGAGCAGCCUUUGUGUAGCAUGCUGGUCCCCACACAGCAUUAUUUGCACAGUAAUGCAGCUCUGCUCCGCCUUCCUCGUCUGAGAUGGGAAAAUCGAGAAUAUAACUUGAAACCUGUUAGCAAUGAUGUCGUCAAGUCAUCGUUUGGGGGAAGAAUUGCUCAGAAACACCCAGAUAAAUCAUGUUACGGAACUUCCUCCCAGAGCACACCCAUCCAGUUUUUGCUGAAGUCUGACACAACCGACCCUACUUAUGCAUGACAGCCGAUCCGUAUGGUCAGAGUCAUAUGGCCCUUUAAUAUGAAAAAGUAGCUUAACAGAAGUCCAACUCUUUGUUCCAAAUUUGCACAGUGGUAUAUUAACCCCCAUGGGUUUGACGGAUGGGGUCUUAAACCCGUGAGGGAAGCACAAAUAUUCCACCCUUCAGCCUCUUCCGGAUUUGGAUGGUUCUUGAACGUAAACCACCAUUCCUGCUGGACCAAAUAUUCUCCCACUGAACUUUCAUCUUCUGAGCUUAAUACGACUAGUUUCUAAAUGAUACACAUCACAUUGUCUGUUUUGACGUACUGCGAUGCUGGAUACACAGACGGCUGCCGUGUUGACGGCUCAAUGCACUUAAGAUUAGACUCCAUAAAGCAGAAAUACUAAUGGUGAAUUGGCACUAACGAUGCUGAACUAAUGCCAAACAAGACAGGCUGAAAUAGGGUUGUAGAUAACUUUGUAAUGUUUUAGCCUUCUCAGACAGCUUAAUGACUCUUAAUCUAGCAGGACAAUCACAGAAGGAAGAAAGUUUAGUUGUUAGUUAAUAAUUGGUUUUUAAGCAGACUGUUGUCUUUGACUUUCUCCACAAUUUUCCUGUUAUGACAAACCUCCAUUAAAUUCAAGUUAGACAGGCUAAAAUGGCAAAUCAAGCUUUUGCAAACGGUGUUUUCCAAUGUUCUCCACCACAUGUGGACUAGCUCUUAGAGGGUUCGAACACAUACUAGUAAUAUAUAUCACGCCUAAAUAGAGUUGGCUGGCUGUUCUGAAACACAAAACCAAACAUCGGCCCAGAGUUGCCCUUUGGUGCAUGCUGUGUACUGGUUUCCAGAGACUUGUCAAACACAAUCAAAGAUUCUUGCUCCUGGACUGGCCACAGUUCUGUGUUUUGUGGCUGAACAAGUGGAAGCCUGGAGGCAAUAAGCUGUCAGGAUCUUCGAAUGCUGCAAUCAGCUGUGGGCAAAUCCAGGGAGUUAUUUGUCCUCUCGUAUCUCUGAUCCAGACCAUCAGUCAAGAGAUUCUUCUUCUUCUUCUUUUUUUUUUUUUUUUUUUUUUUUUUUUUUUUUUAGCAGUAUACUUUUAUACCAGAAAACCUGGAAAUAAAUGAACUGAUCAGCAGACAGACGUGCUGACAGAAACUGGACAAAUGGACACAGACAAAAGAAGCUUCUGUCAGUGGAAAAGGAGACAAGGACAUGUUACUGUGGAAACAUAGACAAACAUCUUUGUCUAAUUGUCUCUUGUGGCAUUUUUCUUCAGUGAAGAUAUUAAUGAACAGACUCGUAUGUUCAAAAACCCAGUGGCCCCUUGGGUUUUCCCAGACCAAUGCUACUGGGGACCCAAAAACAUAAACUUCAUAUGAACCGCACAAAUUUUGCACUGUUUUCAUUUUGUUUGUUUGUUUGUUUUGUUUUUUUCAACUGGAAUUAUAGAGGAAAAAAGCAGGUUUUUUGAGAUGGAUUUUGAAAAACGACUCCUAUAAAAAAGAGUUUUAUUAAAGAGUAUUAUCUAUAAAUUGAUGACAAAACGUCUAAAUACAGGGUUACAAAGUGUUUGUAUAUACACAUUUGUAUUUGUUGUCCCUGCUUGCAGGUUUUACAACACUGUAGUGUUUAUUUUUCUUGUCUUGGCCACUAAGCUAGCCAACGAAAAUGUUGGGUACUGUUUACCUUUGGACCACCAAUUGAAACAGUCAGAAUACCACAUCAAAAUUCGCCGACGUUAGCUGUUUCUGAACACUUGUACCAUUUGCCUACUUACUCAUUCUCGUUUUAUAAACCAGCAGUUCUCUGUCUACUUUGAACUGAAAACUGACUCACUUUUUUUCAGCCGCAAACUGGUAAGAGGGAACGAAAGCGUAUUGGUUUUCAGAAACAGCUAUUUUUGUAAACCUGCUCUGAAACAGCAUUAUCUUGUGUUUCUGCUCAAACCGCAGUGCGUCCUUUUAAAGCAUUACACCUCCGAUGCACUUGAUUUCAUUUGAACACCUCUUUUUAAAGAGCACAGCAUUAGUAGUUCCUCAAGACAAAGGUCAAACAGACACAGCAUAAAGACAACAUGCACAAUUAGAGUUGUCAAACAAUUGUCGUCCCCGGAGGCCCGAUAUAAUUUGAGAAUUACCUCGUGUUGAGAGAUUAAGUCUAAUCCUGCUUAUCAGAGCUGGAAGGUCACUGCAACAACCACACAAGCUUUGCAAUUGCAACGUUGUCUUUUAUUUCCUAGAAUUUUCUGUCUGCCACUCUAAUCCUUCUCAGUCUACAGGAUCGGAGAAAGUUUAUCGGUUUCAAAUCACUUCCAAAGCUCGUUAAGUCUUGCAGUGUCCUGUCAUUUUUUUUAAAUGUUUUUUUUUUUUUUUUUUCUGAAAGAUGCUGCACUUGGUUUAGAUCACAAAUGUAACUGCUUUUUGUGUGUCUUUUUUGUGUCAUCAAGCCUGAUUCAUGCGUCACUCCCAACAUUUUACCAUGAAGUCGACAUGUCAACAGUUUGCUUUGACCUGCACGGUUUAUUUUUGUCCAGUGCCGAAUUGUUUUCCACAUUUUCACUUAACCACAACCCAUGACUCAGUAACAAAAAGGUUUAUUCAUGGAAGCAGAAUGAGAUGCUGAAAAGAGAUUUACAAGAAUCCUCUAAUGAAAGCUUCAAUGGGCCAAAGCCAGUAUUGUGCCUGAGACAAGUCUUUUAUUUAAAACAGAAACAGGCUUCAGUGAAAUAAGAUUUACCCCCAAACUCAAAUGGUAAUAAAAUGUGGAGAAUUUUGCACCCCCCUGUAAUACAUUUAUUUUUUGUAAUAAUAAAAAUAAUGUAGUUUUUCCUCAAAUAUUCAGCUCAUUAAAUAAUAAAAGUCAAACAUGAAUCCUGCAAAAACUAUUGGAAAAAAUGGUGAUUAUAAUGAGACAUUUUUAGCCUUUGAUUCUAUUGUCAUGGUAGCAGAUAGUGCUGUACAGAAAACAAAAAAAAACAUCCAAAGACUUUAAGUAACACUUGCAAUAUGUCAGCGAGGCAGAUAAAGCCCGUUCAGAAACUUUACACAGAAAUAAACGAGGCGUGCGUAAACAAAAAUAGAACAUCUGCUCACAGUCAUGAGCCCCCUCUCAGUUUUAUUGCAGGAGUGCACUCUGUGCCUCUGUUUUUAAUUGAUUUAAUUAAUUGAGCUGAGAUUUCAUAUGGAGUCAAGAGCUCAUAAUAGCGGCUCAAAAUUAGAGGCGGCAAGCUUUCCUCAGACGUAAUAAAAGGUAUCAUUUUUAUCAAUUAUAGACAAAGAUUUGGUCUCCUGGUGUGCCUGCCAGGCUCUGUUUUUUAUUUGUGUUAGAGAAGAAACUGCAGUGUAAAAUGCAGUUUUUAUACCUGAAAUUCAACCAAACCUCCAGUGAUUCAUGCUGCAGAUAGCUUCAUUUUUUUCAAGUUUUUUUCAUGAAUGAAGUGGGUACUUCAUAUUCAAAUUGAAAACACAGAUUUUCCAUUAAAAAAAUUCUAAACACCUGUUUUUUUGCACAAGUGAAGCUACAUAAUUUCGAGGAAAAAAUUGGUAAACAAAGUCACAGUUUUUGCUUUUUAGUAGUUUAGACUAAAGAAAACCUGAAUGAAAAUACAGUAAGUUGUUCUGCAACUAUGCACAAGAAUCUGGAGUUGAAGUAGUUGAUAACUAAAAAGAACAUAUAGAAACUUAACCAACAUAUCAUGCAAAUUGCAUCAUUCUAUGAUUCAUAAAACACAACAGGAAAUAAAGAAAUAGGUUACAGAGAUAAGACCAAGAGACUGUGUUAAUGGGGUUUAUAUUUCCUUUUUACUUUAGCAUAACAACACUACAGGAGGCUGCAGCUUACAUACUGUCCUCUGGGUAUGUGUUGCAUCAUCUAAGAAAUUCAGUGAAGAUGCAUCCAGACAUACCAAUUGCAUCGCGCUGCAUUUGAGUGUAGGAAACAUCGCCCAAAUGCAAAGCUUCAGAUGCAGCUGAAAAUCUAACUUUUUAUUUCAUUUGUUGUCUCUUUGAACUAAAAAAGAAUUUUGAGGAUUUAGUCACUUUUUAAAAGUAUGUGCAGACGUGAUAAGCCUAAGUAAUCAACAGUCUUUUUUUUUUAUCCCCCUACUGUAAUAACUGAGGCUGUCUUUGUAAAGGCACAUGUGAGAUUACUGUGACAUUGAAAAAGAAAAAGAUUUAAAGUAGCAGGCUUUUAGUCAUCUAAAGAUUUGUGCAAUUUAAUACAAAAAACACUUUUUUUUAAUUAGGGCACACAGUCCCUUAUUUAAAAUAAUUUUGAAAAGAUUGCAGACGAGAUACAGAGAAGAAAACGAUAGUGAUAAAAGAAAAAAAUACAUUUUUCCCAUUUUCUCAACAGUUAGGACAAAUCCUUGUGCCAGAAAAAGUCUCUAAAGAAAAUCUUCAACUUGAUGGUUUCCAUUUGCAAAUUUAAGAGUCUCCAGAAACAAGGCCACUGGUUCUUAGGCUUCACUGAGAUGCACUGCUUCUCAAUAACAUAUUUUAUCAACAUUGCAGUAUAUGACUACAGUUUCAGCAUAUUUCUGAAACAUUUUCCUUUUGGUUGUCACCACUGACAGAAAGAAAGAUGGCAGGUCUUUAACAGAAAAAAAUCAUAAAUCAUCUUUCAUUUUUUAUUUAUUUUAUUUUAUUUUGUUUGUUUUGGGCUUCAAACUGCCUCCAUCUUCAUUACCAUCCUCCCUCAUCAUCAUCAUCAUCAUCAUCAUCACAUGCUGCUGAACUUGAAGUAGGUAAAAGAGAAAAAAUACAAAAUUUUGUACAGAAAUCUAUUUUUUAUGGAGAUUUGUUUAAAAAAAUGAAGAAAAAACUGAAAUUAUUAAACAUGCUGUACUUUUUAUUAACAAUGAUGUAGGUACAAAAAAAGUGUUAGUAAAAAGUCACUGUUUUUACUCCUACACACCGUGUAAAGUGAAAGGUUCAAACAGAGUAUGAAAUAAAGUGUCAUGUAAUCUAUUUUGUCCCAUUGGGGCUGCUGUUACACAAGAAUGGAAAACAGCAAAUAUUUCUUUAUUUUACUUCAUAAUGAGAUUAACAAAUUCCAUUUAAAUAGUUGGCAUGAAGUUUCUUUAGAAAAUGAAAGCUUUUACUGUCAUCGGAAAGGAUGCGUUUUCAUUAAAUGACACCAAAUUUGCACAGCAGUUGAGUUGCCUAAGAAUUAGAGAUUCUUCACAUUGAAAUAUAUUCACAAAAAAUUUGACUUACUUGUGCUUUUAGUCCGUAAAGGGGAAAAGAAAGACGAGAUGUUUAGUGUCACAAUGUCAUGCAGACUAAAGGGGUUAAAACAAUGCUGUCGUUCUUGUGUAAGAGCAGCCUCUGUGUGGCUGAUCCUUGUGUUUAUAUCUGAGAGAUGGGUGACUUUCCCCAGCACAAAAGAUUUUGGAGAACUUAAAUACUCUGCAUCCCAAAAAAAAUGUGGCCUCCUGCCUGAACAAGAAGGAGGAGGCUGCUACAUAAUCAGUUUAUCUUAGAACAUUCAAAAAUGGUACUUUUGGGCUUUAGCAGCAUUAGCAAAAUUGGCAACAGUUAUUAAAGAUCCCUUUUUUGUUCUUUUUUUCAUUUUAUUUAUUUAUUUUUUGGGGGCCAGCAAACCUACCCUGGUAUUUUGUAAGUUUUGUGAGAAUGGCAAAUCCCUUUUUAAAUGCUCCUAAAAGAUUAUAUGAGAGAGAUAAUGGUAUAUUAUAGAUGGUUUAAACAAUAUGUGAAUGCAGCUUCGCCAACCGCUGUUAAAGAGACUCACAGUUUAUCAGAUAUUUUGAAGACAUUAUUUGAGAAUAAAGUUUUUGAUACAAUA